AUGCUGGGACCUUCAACUUCGAGUGAAAGAUCGACGGUAGCUACAAAUAAUCAUAGGAUUCAUCCACAACACCAACAGGUUCACCCUCAUCAACAUGAGCUUGCUAGACAGCCAGAUUAUAAUCAAGCAGCGGUAGCAGUUGCAGCGGCAUCGGGGAUGAUGGCGCCAGGAGCGCAUCCAGACGAUGGGAGUCAGUUUCAUCCACACCAGCACCAUUAUAAUGCGGCAGCGCACUUUCAACAGCAACAAGUGCAACAGGCACAACAAGCGCAGUUGCAGCAAUAUCAGAUGUUGCAGCAGCAACAGCAGCAGUUCCAGCAACAGCAGCAACAGAUGCAGGCCCCACACCAUCAGAUGGCGGCCCAGCACCACAUACAGCCACCAUUACAGCAGCAUGCGAUGCACCAGGGCCAAAUGCACGAGCCGGUGGGCCAAGUGGUGGGCCAGUCGGUGGGACAGGCCGUGGGUGGACCUCAUGUAGGAGGCGAGUUUGACGGGGGUCAAUAUCUUACGUCAAAGUUCAUGGAAAACGAGAUUAUCAAGACAUUUCCUAGCAAGCCCGAAUUAGUGAAGUUUGUGAAGAACGUGCUUAACGACGAGGAACAGUGUAAGAUUGUGAUCAAUUCGUCGAAGCCAAAGGCGGUCUAUUUCCAGUGUGAAAGGUCUGGAUCGUUCAGGACAACUGUCAAGGACUCCACCAAGAGACAGAGAGUUGCGUACACCAAGAGAAACAAGUGUGGUUACCGGUUGGUAGCCAACUUGUAUCCUCCCGAGAAAGACAAGAAGAGAGCUAAGAAACCAGAGGAUGAUGCCCUUGACAAAGACAUAGACGAUAAGCUCAACGAAUUCCAGAAUCAGAACCCUAUGGCCGGCAACACCAAUGAAAUAUGGAUUUUGAGAAUGAUCCACCCCCAACACAAUCACCCACCUGAGCCUAACGUGAACUCUUCCAAUAAGAAAAAGAGGUCUAAAUACACUAGGACGUUGGUGGAGAAGCCUUUGAACCGUGGAAACUCCAACCCGGUGAAUAACUUCAAUCCAAACGACAUAGUCACUCAUCAACACCAACACCCACAUCAACAAGUCCAUGUACCUCAUCCACAUGUGCAUCCACAUCAUCAUGAAGCUGCACAUACGCCUUCAGUACAAGACCCAGCGGUGAUUGCAGCAAUGGAAGCUACUCCAAAUACAGAUGCAGCAGAAGCAGCCGUUGCUGCUGCUGCUGCCAUGCACCACCAACAUCCUCCGGUGGACCCAAAUAUCGACCCUAAUGUCGACCCAAGUGUACAGGAACAUGAUCAUUCUCAUGGUACCUUACGAUAA
Molecule: messenger RNA, 1323 nt
Organism: Debaryomyces fabryi
Lineage: Eukaryota; Fungi; Ascomycota; Pichiomycetes; Serinales; Debaryomycetaceae
Gene: RBF1
Product: Rbf1p
Exons: 1
Coding region: 1-1323 (440 amino acids)
Source: RefSeq, a predicted model, not a curated record